This is a messenger RNA of Eublepharis macularius, 695 nucleotides long. Its product is annotated as dromaiocalcin-1-like. The record is from RefSeq and is a predicted model, not a curated record. The transcript is spliced from 6 exons. NCBI's taxonomy places the organism in Eukaryota, Metazoa, Chordata, Lepidosauria, Squamata, Eublepharidae. Bases 85 to 558 code for a protein of 157 amino acids. Gene Ontology annotation, molecular function: signaling receptor activity.
GGAAUUUGCCAGCCUCUUGCACUGGCUGAGCAAGAUUCACCUCUCUUCAGACAGAGACAGACAAACAGGUGAAGGACUGGGAGGAUGGCGCUAGCUGCCUGCUUUAGCUUGGGGCUACUUGCUUGCCUGCUGAUUGGACCCUUCACAAGAGGUGCCCAUGCUGCUGACUGCCCCAGGGACUGGCUCUCCUACAACCACCAUUGCUAUGGCUACUUCCCCCGGGAGCUGAACUGGAGGCAGGCACAGGCUCACUGCCAACGCCACAAGGCCAACCUGGCCUCCAUUCUGGACGAGGACGAACACUCCGCCAUCGCUGACUUCCUGCACCAAGUCCAGUGGGACGACGAGGACGUGUGGUUCGGGCUGUCCCUCCCUGCGCGGGGCCAGAACUGGGCCUGGGCCGAUGGCAGCCCUGUGCGCUACACAGCCUGGGAAAGGUCCAAGCCUUCUCGUGCCUCGCGAGGGGACAACUGCGCCCAGCUGGAUGAGGAUUCAGGUUUCAUGCUGUGGGACAAUGACUCCUGUGACGACAGGAACCCCUUCCUUUGCAAGCUGUAGACCAAGCACAGGCUCAGGGCCGCCACCCUGUCCUGCACGUGACCCCGUCCCCGACGGUGCUUCGUUGUAUCACCACUCCCUACACUUUGCUCUGCCCCAACCCCUCUCUUGAGGCUGAAAAUAAACGACAAGCAGAA